AGAUGCUGUGACUGUCUGCGACCAUGAUGCGUUUGUAAGUGAAGCCUUGGAUCUCCCUGACUUCCAAACUCGUGUGAAGGAGUGCAAAGAGAGCCUGCCUGCUGUACCAGGAAAUGUGAGUGCUUAUCCUGAAAUUGUGUUCUUGGGAACAGGAUCUGCAAUUCCAAUGAAAAUCCGAAAUGUCAGUUCCACACUGGUAAAUACCAGCUCUACCCGUUCCCUGCUCUUGGACUGUGGAGAAGGAACCUUUGGACAGCUCUGUCGCCACUAUGGAGAGCAAGUUGACCAAGUGCUGUGUAACAUAGUGGCUGUGUUUGUGUCUCAUAUGCAUACCGAUCAUCAUUCGGGCUUGUUGAACAUCCUGAUGGAGAGGCGGAGAGCUUUCGCAGCCCUUGGUCAGGCUUUCAGCCCUCUGUUUCUAGUUGCACCUGAACAGAUCAUGCCUUGGCUACACGAGUACCACAACCACUGUGAAGAGAUUCUCGGAGACAUCAAAAUGAUUACUUCCCAGUCUCUUGUGACAGGCUGUGAGAACAUCAAACCUAAAGCCAAAUGGUUUGUCAGUUCUCUGUUAGAGAACUACGACUUGGCUGAGUUUCAGACUUGUGAAGUCCAGCACUGUAAAAAUGCUUUUGCAUGUUCAAUGAUGCACAAAUCUGGCUGGAAAAUAGUCUAUUCUGGUGACACAAUGCCCUGCAUGGCCUUAGUACAAAUGGGGAAAAAUGCCACCCUGCUGAUCCAUGAGGCAACGCUGGAAGAUGGCAUGGAAAAAGAAGCAGUAGAGAAGACGCACAGCACAACCUCCCAGGCGAUUCAGACCGGGAUGAAGAUGAAUGCAGAGUUCAUCAUGCUUAAUCACUUCAGUCAGAGAUACGCCAAGAUCCCACUGUUCAGUGAAGACUUCAGCGAGAAGGUUGGAAUUGCAUUUGAUCACAUGAGAGUACGUUUUGGUGACUUUCUGACCAUCCCAAAGCUGAUCCCGCCUCUGAAGGCUUUGUUUGCAGAUGACAUAGUAGAAAUGGAGGAGCGGAAGGAAAAACGGGAGAUGCGGCUUCUGAAGGAGACUGUUCUAACCUUGGACAAACUGGCUGGUGGUGAGAACAAGGAAGCACCAUGCCUGAAACGGAAACAAGCCAAAAACCAUCAGGAACUACCAAACAAGAAGCUCAAAACAGUAAACUGAAAGAAA
Molecule: messenger RNA, 1189 nt
Organism: Balearica regulorum gibbericeps (East African grey crowned-crane)
Lineage: Eukaryota; Metazoa; Chordata; Aves; Gruiformes; Gruidae
Source: RefSeq, a predicted model, not a curated record